Hippopotamus amphibius kiboko is the source of this 1146-nucleotide messenger RNA. RefSeq names its product pregnancy-associated glycoprotein 2-like. Gene Ontology annotation, molecular function: aspartic-type endopeptidase activity. The coding region runs from base 1 to 1146 and encodes 381 amino acids. The transcript has 9 exons. Gene Ontology annotation, biological process: proteolysis. Lineage: Eukaryota; Metazoa; Chordata; Mammalia; Artiodactyla; Hippopotamidae. The record is from RefSeq and is a predicted model, not a curated record.
AUGAAGUGGCUUGGGAUUCUCGGGCUGGUGGCCCUCUCAGAGUGCCUAGUCAUAAUCCCUCUAACGAAGAUCAAGGCCAUGCAAGAAACCCUCAGGGAAGAAAACCUCCUGACACAUUUCCUGGAGGAGAACACUGACCACAGGUCCCAGAAUGCCACUGAUGACCCGACAACUACUAUUCAACCCCUGAGAAACUACCAGGAUAUGUGCUAUAUUGGCAACAUCAGCAUUGGAACACCCCCUCAGGAGUUCAAGGUCAUCUUUGACACUACUUCACCUUGCAUGUGGGUUCCUUCCAUCCACUGCUCCAGUCCCUCCUGCCGUACACACAAUCUCUUCAACUAUCAGCUGUCCACAAGCUUCUGGCCCACAGCCAUGAAGGUCAACAUCAAAUAUGGCACUGGGAGAAUUGAUGGAGUUGUUGUUUAUGACACCGUUCGGAUCAUGAACAUUGUCGACCUGAGCCAGACAUUUGUCCUGAGCUUGAACCAGAGUGGGUUGGAUCAUGCAAGCUUUGAUGGUGUCCUGGGCUUGGCCUAUCCCAGCCUUGGUCCCAAAUCGAUCACCCCUGUUUUCGACAACCUGAAGAACCGACUCAUCAUUUCUGAGCCUGUCUUUGCCUUCUACUUGAGCACCAGGAAGGAGAAUGACAGUGUGGUGAUGUUUGGUGGGGUGGACCACAGCUACCACAAAGGACAGCUCAAGUGGAUACCAGUGUCCCAAAACCGCUUCUGGCAGAUAACCAUGAACCGCAUCCUCAUAAAUGGGAAGAUGGUUGCUUGUAAACGUCGAUGCCAGGCCAUUCUGAAUACUGGGACUACAUUGCUGCUUGGCCCAACUAAACUGGUCACCACCAUCCAGAAUCACAUCACCGCCAGGGCUUUUGGUGAAGAGUAUCGGGUUCCAUGUAGCAACAUCUCAAGCCUGCCAGCUAUAGUUUUCAUCCUCAAUGACAGUUACUACCCAGUGCCUGCUGAAGCCUACAUCUGGAAGGGUCCUUAUAACAUCUGUGUCAGCCUGUUUCGAGGGGGCACAGAGACCUGGAACCGGUCAGAGACCUGGGUCCUGGGUGAUGCCUUCUUGCGGAUGUAUUUCUCGGUUUAUGAUCGGAGAAGCAACAGGAUUGGCCUGGCUCCCGCCGUGUAA